Messenger RNA from Saprolegnia parasitica CBS 223.65, 1137 nucleotides. RefSeq lists its product as hypothetical. NCBI's taxonomy places the organism in Eukaryota, Oomycota, Saprolegniomycetes, Saprolegniales, Saprolegniaceae. The transcript has a single exon. The record is from RefSeq and is a predicted model, not a curated record. Gene Ontology annotation, molecular function: metal ion binding. Bases 1 to 1137 code for a protein of 378 amino acids.
AUGCCCGCGGCGGACGACAGCGUGUUGCCUGGUCACGUCGUGCGCCAGCUCAAGCGCGACGGACUCGCUGCCUGCCAUGCUGUCCUCGCCAACCUUAGCGCGCUCGAGGCCGCGCCGCUGUACGCCAAGCACCUCGACCCGACGAGCCUCCGCCGCAUGGAGCUUCGUCGCGGCCUCGACACCAUCGACACGGACCUCAGCACGAUGCUCGGGCGCACCACGCUCGCCGCGUCCCUCGAUGAGAUUGCCGCGCACCUGCCUACGUGCAAAGGUGGUUACUUGAGUUCCGACGCCGUGCAGUACGAACAGCUCGCGCGGCUAGGAGGCCCGACGCGGGACAAGCCGUGGCAGUCGACGGUGGUCGCAUGGCUUGGCAUCGGCACCUCCGACUACUGCGUCGUCGAGACCCAGCUCGGUUUUACGGGCGCCAGUGCCCAGCGCGGCUUGCUGCGCGUUGUGCAAUCCGUAGAGCUGCCGCACAACGUGUGCCUGCCUCGGCGCGGCUUCAACCGAAGGUCCUUUUUCCGGGUCGGCCAUAUCUUUUUGGAGCCGCCGCCGUCCAAAGCCUACUGCGGCGGCACAACGGUCGACGCGUUCGCGAUCGUCGUGGCUCCGAUCGCCGAUUUGGAUCUUGCGCUUGCGCGGCGCCAGAUCACGUCGCUCAUGGCCUUGACGGGCUACUUUCAGCGACAGCGCCUGACCAAAGCCGCGGUGGCCCUCGCCAAUUGGCGCCGGUCCCCAAGCUACAGCCCGCGCUGGGUCGAGCCCAAGGCACAUGCCAAGCACUGCGCCGUAUGUCAACGCCGGUUUCACCCGCUGCGACCCAAGACGCACUGCGAGCUCGACGGGCGCGUCGUGUGCUUUGGCUGCUCGGCCAAGUGGAUGCUUCUUCCGAGCCCAGGGGCCCGCCCGAUCCGCAUCCGCAUCUGCGACGACUGCGUCCAAGCGGCGGUGACCAAAGGCCCGCUGAGCGUCGGCCCCAAGCCCAUAGCGCCGGGCAGCCCCGAGAACUCGAGCCGGCUACUGCCGACGCUGUCCAGCCUCACGGGAAGCCGCCUCGACACGACGACGACACGGACGCCACCGCGCAUGGUGCCAGAGAUGCCCCUCUUGGGCGACAUUGACGAGGACCAUUAG